GGCUUCGUCAGUGGAUCUCCAACAUUCGUGGUGAUCAGUUCGGACUCGGUUUUACGUAGAAGUCGUCGUUGUCGUUUUCAGCCGCGUUUUUGAGCGCUUGCAUCGCUCCUGGCGAUUUGAAACUGGUGGUGAAAGAAGUACUGUGAAGCUGAAAGUUUGUUUUAGGUGCGUGUAGAAGUGAAGAGACGGAAAACGGAGGGUUGGAACUAGUUGAUUGGCAGUGCUUGAACAACUACUGAAAUUGUUUGCACGGAAAGGAGCUUUGACGCUGAACAACACACGUAAAUAAGCCGUAAGCAAUAGUAACCGACUGAAGGAUUACGGUGAAUUGCUAAUUAAAAAGGUUCACCCGCUGGAGGCCCAGCAUGGAGGCCCAGACGGCACUGGUGCUGACGAUCCAGCUGAUAGCGCUGUUCUCGAUUGCCGGCGCACUGCUCCUGUACCUGCUGUGUAAGGUUCGUGCAACCCGCGAUGAUGGCCAUGGUCCGCAGAGGGGUUCGAUUCUGGUGACAUGCGCCGACACCGCACUCGGACUGCAGAUCUGCACCUUCUUCGCCAGCAAGGGCCACCGGGUGUUUGCAGGCAUGAAAGACCCCGUGGAGUCCUUACCGGCUAAACUGCUGAAAGGCUGGAUGAAAAUGCGUGAAAACUCGGACACUCCCGUUGCCGGAUCGGUCGUUCCGUUGCGUAUGGACGUAACCCGAGAGGACAUUCUUCGGGAAGCUGCCGAAGCCAUGGGAAUCCACCUGAAUGCCGGCGAACGAGGUAUCCUGGCCGUAAUCAACACCGCAGGUUCGGUGUACCGUGGACGCAUCGAUUCGCAGGAUUCGCUCCAGUGGGAAAACAUGUUCAAGAACAACGUGAUGGGAUGUCUGAGGACGGCUCGAGCAUUUAUUGGACUGUUGCGCCCUACCCGUGGUCGAUUGAUUCUUCUGGGCUCGGGUAACGAAGAUGACGGAUUGACCGUUUUCACCGCAACACGAAAUGCCGUUCAGGGCUGCGCCGAUGCACUACGAAAGGAACUGAGACCGUACGGAGUCAACGUGGUGACGCUGGACUCGCGUGGAGUCCCUGCCGAAGCUCUGUUCAAGGCACCGAUACCAUACACAAUCUCCGACGAGGAAGGCGUCCCCACUCAGUACAGUGCCGAAGUGCUGACCAGUUCCGCCCUAGGGGUCAUCGAGCGGGCCCUCUACGAUACCCGACCAAGCGAAACCUACUGCCUGUCUGUGCCAAACCCGAAAUUCCAAGUGAAGCUUCCCUGUCGAUCGUCGUUCAAGAUAACCGGAGUGGGCAGCGGCAACAGUUGCAAGCAGGAACCGAAGCAGAUACAGAACGUUUGAGUCGCUUCGCAUCGCCCGAAUCCUCCGUACGCCAAUAACCUUUAAGUUGCUCACGUUCUGUAACGCUGCUUGUUGGGCGUCGCUUCUGCCUGUUUCAGACGCAGUGUCGAAUGUGUCGAAAGCCAGAGUCAGAGAUUUCAAAUUGUGCCUUUUUUAUAUAUUUCCCGUUGUUUUCCUAAGCGAUGAAUCAGAAUACCGGAACCGGACGCUUAUUUUUCGAGUGAAAGGUUUUUCUGAAUAUGUAUUUACAAAAAAAAUCGAAACAGAAGAAAAUGUGGAAUACAACGAACAACUUCAACACUCGUUUUUCGUCCAGUGUGUGUCUGUACGCUCUUUUAGUGAGUGGUAACGCAAAGUUGGAGGGACGGCUUCUUGUAAAGUUUUGUUUUUAGUCUUACUGAUUAUCUUUUAUGUAUAAUAAAAAUGUCGGAAAUAAAACGAAUACGAUUUCUACUUAAUAA
Molecule: messenger RNA, 1804 nt
Organism: Aedes aegypti (yellow fever mosquito)
Lineage: Eukaryota; Metazoa; Arthropoda; Insecta; Diptera; Culicidae
Product: NADPH-dependent 1-acyldihydroxyacetone phosphate reductase
Exons: 5
Coding region: 366-1343 (325 amino acids)
Source: RefSeq, a predicted model, not a curated record